GAGGACAGCAAUGGAAGUUAAAUUGUGCUGCAUAUAAAAUGGGCGGGCUUGUCAUUAUAUUACGUUGGCACAGUCUAUUCUAAAAUGAAAUAAUCCGCCUUUAGACACGGGGAUGUUCUGUUUGGCUUCAUUUAGGUAAGCGCAAUCACUGCAUUGUAACAUUCAGCGUACAUUAGACUAGAUUUGCUAGUUUAGUGAAACAUUUCUGUUGCCGACAGACUGAGAGUUGAACUCACUAUACAACCACCAAUGAACAGUGAGAGAGACCUGCGCAUAUCGUCAGCAGCCGCUUCUCCAGCCUCAAGCUAAAAUUCGUCAGAUCUGAGAUCACUGAGGAAAUUUUUCACAAUCCAUCCGGCUAGGAAAAAAUAUAUAUACAAAAAGUUUUUAGGAUAUAGUCAGAGGACAUCAAAUACACCCCGGUGCAUCUGAUCAGUGAAAGGUCCUCAUAUUUCAACUAUGUGUGGACGGAGCAAGGCGGCCUCUCUGCGUCUUUGGGCUUGCUUACUUGUCACAAGCAGCGUACUAGGGGGAAAAAGCUCUGGGCAGAAUGGCAUGACAGAUGAGCAGAAAGAUAAUACCACAGUGUUCACCAAGAUCUUAGACAGCCUUCUAGAUGGCUACGACAAUCGCCUCAGGCCAGGACUCGGAGAGCGUGUAACUGAAGUCAAGACUGACAUUUUCGUGACUAGUAUUGGACCAGUUUCGGACCAUGACAUGGAGUACACCAUUGAUGUCUUUUUCAGACAGAGCUGGAAAGAUGAAAGAUUAAAGUUCAAAGGGCCCAUGGCAGUGUUGCGUCUCAACAACUUGAUGGCCAGCAAGAUCUGGACCCCCGAUACUUUCUUCCACAAUGGCAAGAAGUCAGUGGCCCACAAUAUGACCAUGCCAAACAAGCUUCUGCGAAUUACAGAGGAAGGCACACUGCUUUACACCAUGAGGCUUACAGUAAGAGCAGAAUGCCCUAUGCAUCUGGAAGACUUUCCUAUGGAUGCCCAUGCCUGUCCCCUGAAAUUUGGCAGCUAUGCCUAUACUAGAGCAGAGGUGGUGUACGUGUGGACCAGAGGGGCUGCUCAGUCUGUAGUGGUGGCAGAGGAUGGCUCUAGGCUAAACCAGUACGAUCUGAUGGGGCAGAGUGUGGAUUCUGGUGUGGUCCAGUCAAGCACAGGAGAGUAUGUCGUGAUGACAACCCACUUCCUCCUGAAGAGAAAAAUUGGUUACUUUGUGAUCCAGACAUAUCUACCCUGCAUCAUGACAGUUAUCCUAUCCCAAGUGUCCUUCUGGCUCAACAGAGAAUCUGUCCCUGCCAGAACUGUCUUUGGAGUGACCACUGUCCUCACUAUGACUACUCUCAGUAUCAGCGCCAGAAACUCUCUUCCUAAAGUGGCCUAUGCCACAGCUAUGGACUGGUUCAUUGCCGUAUGCUACGCCUUUGUCUUCUCUGCCCUCAUUGAGUUUGCCACCGUCAACUACUUCACCAAGAGGGGUUACGCUUGGGAUGGAAAAAGUGUGGUCCCUGAGAAGCAAAAGAAAAAGAAGGAGUCUCUCCUGAAGAAGAACAACACAACAGCCUACCCACCUACCACUGCUACACCCUUCGCACCCAAUCCUGCCAGGAACCCUGGAUUGGCCACAAUUGCCAAAAGCGCACCUCCACCUCCAGAUGAGCCCAAGGAGGAGCCCAAACCCAAGCCCCCAGAGGCCAAGAAGACCUUUAACAGUGUGAGCAAGAUAGACAGGAUUGCCAGAAUAGCCUUCCCUCUGCUCUUUGGAACCUUUAACUUGGUCUACUGGGCAACCUACUUGAAUAAGAAGCCCAAAUUGCAGGGGGUCAAUCACACCUAAUCCAUCUUUAUUUGUUCUUUUAAUUCCUUUUUUUUUUCUUAUUCCUUUUACAAAAAGUGGUUAUUUUGAGAUAAACGUUGUGUCCACUCUGGUUUAAAUAAUCAGUUGUUGCAUUGCUUCUAUGUUUACCUAAAUUUUGAAGAUUUCGAAAGAAACACAAUAUAGAAAAAAAGAUUAAUUUAGACUUUUAAAAGGGUAUUGUUCAGGUCUAAGAGGAUGCUACUACAAAUGCUUCUAAAAAUAUCUAGCCAAGAGAAUGCUAUUCUACAACUUCAUAGCCCAGGUUUCUUCCGGGCCAGUUUUUCUGUUUGUUUUCUUGUUUGAGUGUCUCCCUUUUUAGGUUUCUUUGUUUUCUUUAACCUAUUUUAAAACCAUGGAAUUACUGACAGUAAAAAAGGCACCUGUGAAAAUGCAUGGGCAGGACAUUUUAUGAUUCAUAUUUAUUUAUUCAAAAUUCAGACCUGUGUUGACUGAUGGCUUGGGUUAUUUGAUGUCACCAGUUCUUCGCUCAUUCUUUUUUCAAAACAAAAUAUCGUCCAUGCUAGGUAGAAUGUUUAUUAGAUUGUGUCAUUCUUGAAAAACAAAAUGUAUAUUUUAUUGUUUCUGCAAUAGCAAUAAAACAUGUCUCAGUGGACACAGUUUAUUUAGAGGACAAAACAUACAAAGUUUAAAUCAUCUCUGUGCUCAGAAAUGCAAAUAUAUGGAUUUCCUUUCACUGCAUUGUAAAUAUUAUCAAGUGUUAGAGAUGUCUUUAUUAUGAUUAAACUUUGCAAAGUGUACCUAAAGGGUUUUAACUGAAUCAACGUAAAUGUGAACAUUUUUCCAUUUUGGUUCUCUUUAUAAUUCUUUUUACAAAUAUAGCAUAAACUGAGAUCAUUCAUGUUGAGUGAAGGUUUCUCACCUAGUCAACAUUCCAUGCUAAAUCUGUUUCAAACUGAAUUUGAUUAUUAUUAUUAGGCUGGGUGUUUGUGACAACACCCAAAGCAUCAACAAAAACAAUACAAUUAUUUCUAAUGAUGGCUAGGAACAAGCAAGAAUGUAGAACCAUCAAAAAUUAUCCGAAAUAAACAUGGCAUUUUCUUGCUGUUGUUUGGUAUAUUUAAUAUUUGUAAUUACUUUUUGCUUUAGUUUUGAGCAUUUAAGCUGGGGCCUCCUUUGCUGAAACAGCAUUUGUAGAAAUGUGUAGUUAGCAUCAGUUAAAAAAGUGGUGGGGCACAUUGAGAUGGGGGAGAAGUGCCUUUAUCAUUUUCAGAAUUGAAGCUGCAAUGGAUUUGUAGAUUGAUGGCACAUUGUUAUUUUUCAUCCCACUGAAUCCCAACGCUGACCACAUUUAUUACAGUUUCCAGAUUCGUUGGAAAGAAAAUUGAGACAUAAUACUCAGAAAGUACCAGCUACACUGCCUUUCAGUAUCACAUGCCCCGUUUGGAGUCAUUUUGUUUCUGCUUGUUUGGUGAGAAAAAGCGAGAGUCAGGGACAGAGAACGAAAGAGACAAAAGAGAGAAAAAGACAAUGAGUUGAAGUGGCACUGUAAUCUUAGGUUACCCGGCGCUGUGUUCCGCACAGAGGACUUGUCUUGUAGUUCUACGUUAGUGAUGAAGAUGAAUAUAUUUUUGUAGCAUGAUGUCAAUCCCUCUUCCAACCAACAUAAACUAAAGUGAAAAGAAUGUUUUUGUUUGGGUUUUGAACAUUGCUUGCUUCCUUUUCUUCUUUAAAAUUAAAAAAAAGAGACAAACCUUAAGGAAAUGCUUCUCCUCUGAUGUGACAUGUAAAGGUUUCUAAACAGUCCAAUUUUAAAUUAUGUUAAUGUAGCAAUAUUUAUUAGUAAGGGCUUUUCUUAGGACCUGAACCUGACACUCAGUCUAGGAGUGAUAUCUAUUGUAGCUUUACACUGACCCAUCUGUACUUGUAGUUUCAUGUGUGCUGGACAUGGAAAUGUAUUACAUACUUUUAAUAUGCGGGUAAAAAUACCAGACUUUAUGUCACCAUCUUGCUUUGUGAAGCCUUUGGCUUGAAUUCUGACCUUCUUUAACAAAAAGUAGAGUACCACAGCGCUGCUUUGUGGAUUCUCAGUGUGCUGUGCUGAAUGUAUUUUACAUGAGAUUGAAUUAAGCCACACACGUAUAAGAACUGUGGAGGGCUAUCACUAAAAAAACCUUGCAUACAUUUUAAUACCCCUUGAACAUGUUUACACUUUGUUGCACUGGCAAAUGUCAAAUAAUUUUAUUGGGACUUUAUAUGAUUGACCAACACACAGUGGUACAAAAUUGUCAAGUGGAAGGACAGUGACAUGUAUUUGUAUUCAACCACCAACAGUCCAUAUUAAUUAAAACGUUUGGGGUGGGUCUCUAAUAAAUUUGCAUUUAUAGGCACUGAUCUUUUUCAGUCACAUCAAUCACAAUGGAUGGAUUGUCUAUGAAAAGCAAUUUUCAGGUCAUGCCACAGGUUCUCAGUUAAAUUUAAAAGUAUGCAGGCAAGUAUUGAGUCCUUUAGAUUGCAAUUUACUUUUCUUACACAGUUGAAAUUUAUUUUUCAAUCAGCUCUGACCAGCUUCCUAGGUUUUGCAGAAGAAAAUCAUCUUCACAUCAUAAUGUGAUGAUGUAAGGAUAUGAGAGCCACCACCAUGCUUCAACAUGGUAAUAGAAUAGUUUUCUGGGUAUUUAGCAGUACUCCGUAAGAUGUCCAAAGCUUGGGAUAUUGUUUUUAAACAUAAGAUGCUUGUAACAUCACUCAAACUUAAUCCAUGACCCACCUGUUGUGUGGUCUUUAUGGUUUUGUUUGUCCCCUAAUGUUCUAAGGCAAAACCUCUGAGACCUUCAAAACACUGCUGGGUUUAUAGCACACACAGGCAUACUUACUACAAUAGAUUCCUUCUAAAUGAAAUUGGUUAAACUGGAUUUUGUUUAGGUGAAUCCUUGUAGGGGUGUUGAGUACAUAUGCAUUCCACACAAAGUCUUAUUUAUGAAAAACAUGUUCCAUCUACUGUCAGCCUAUCAAAUAUGUGGCACUUAUUUUUGUCUAUUGCAUGAAAUCUAAUUUAAACUCAUUUAAGUUCAAGGUUUAUGAUGACUUUGUAGGGGAUUACAUUUUUGUGUUGUGCUGUCAAAAGAUCAAACUGCUACCAGAAGGAACCAAAAAAGAGAUUAGUGUUUUUUUUCUAUAAUAUUUGCAUCAUAAUUACUACUAAACUUAUCCCUGAAUGGAACACUUUUGCAAGCAUAUGCAAGCAGUCCACUGUUCACGGCCACUUUACCUACAAGCAGAGUGUCAAGGAACUGUAAGGUCCAGGAUAUAGAGUUGUAAAAAUAUGUUUGAAUUCGAAAAAAAAAAAAAUUAUUUAUGUUUAUUAUUAUAAAGAAAUAUAUAUACAGAUUUAUACAUAUGUAAAAUACAUUACACAUUCAGCAUUUGAUUAUAUUAUUGAGGAUAUUAGUAAAGAAGAUGAUGAAUAUUGUUUGUAUUAUCAACCUAUUGUUAUGCAUUUUGCACAUUUAAAAAGAACAAUAACAUUACAUUCAUGUAGUCAGCUUCGUGCUAUGCAAGGACAGCUUUGAACCACAUCACUGACCAUUCUUUCCAUAACCAUUAAGCUUUAGAUUCACAAGUUAUAAUGAAAACAAAAUAAAGAAAAUACCUUAGUUUUUAUAUCAGCUGCACAACUAUUUGCUUUUUUUUUCUCCCAACAAUGGCCAUACAGGGUGACAUUGAGGAACAUAGUGGAAUAUCUAUUUUGUUUGUGCUUCGAAUUUGUUGUUGGUUGAGGAGAAAAUGGCUUUCAUUGUCGAUUGCCCUUUUUCUCCUGGGUCGUGCAAUAAAGUGAUUGAGUCGAAAUAAUCAGGAGCAAAACUGUAUCAAGAUUUCCCUGUUAUCAAAAUUUGUGUUUAUGUUCUGGAGUUUUAUUUCCUUUUAUUUUAUUUUGAGUACAAAUGUGGAGGGAGAUGAACGUUAUUUUGAUAAUAUUUCAAUUUAGUUUUUUACUUAAUUUGUUAACUCAAAAAUACCGCUAAGUUUAACAUAAUGUUUUACUUUACCAGUUAAAAUAAAAGAAUAAAUGUGAAUUUUCUACAGUAUGAAAGUUUUCCAUCUGAAGUACAUUACCCAAGUAUUCAAAGAAGGAAGAAACAAUGACUAAAUACCACAUCCAUAUUGUCUUUUUUUUGCCAGGUCUGGUUUUGCUACAUUUGUUGCUUCAGAAUGUGAAACUUGAGGCACAGUGCAGUCAUGAGCUUCCUACUAUUACCUUCAUCUAUUUCAUAAAUGUAAAUAUCACAUACUUGUAGAUCCAUUGCAGUUUUCAUCACCACAUGCUUUCCAACACUUUUUUUUUUUCUUCUGGUUAUUCCUAGAUACCUACUGGAAUAUUUUUUCUUGUAUUUUUAUCAAGCAUAAUAUAUUCUGAUUUUCACUUAAAAGAACUUAAAAAAUAGUAAUUUUCUAAAGCACAAAAGGAUGAUUAGGGUUAAAAAAACCAGGACAAGAUUGAAUUGUGUGGACAUUAAAAACACAAAAUGCACACAAGCUCACAUAUCCAUAUGCAGUACAUAUACUGGUAGUUCAAUGAUACAGAUAGAGGGUUGUGAUUGAUGUAGAUGAAUUGGUAAACCUUCUGUAAAUGUUAUUUAUGUUUCUUUUGGUUAUGAUAUGGCCCUGUAAAUCCUGAUUCUCUGCAUUAGUCUUUAAAUAAAAAGAAAACAAAUGA
Molecule: messenger RNA, 6541 nt
Organism: Girardinichthys multiradiatus
Lineage: Eukaryota; Metazoa; Chordata; Actinopteri; Cyprinodontiformes; Goodeidae
Gene: gabra1
Product: gamma-aminobutyric acid type A receptor subunit alpha1
Exons: 10
Coding region: 460-1845 (461 amino acids)
Biological process (GO): signal transduction; gamma-aminobutyric acid signaling pathway; monoatomic ion transmembrane transport
Cellular component (GO): neuron projection; GABA-A receptor complex; postsynapse
Molecular function (GO): GABA-gated chloride ion channel activity; inhibitory extracellular ligand-gated monoatomic ion channel activity; GABA-A receptor activity
Source: RefSeq, a predicted model, not a curated record